Danaus plexippus (monarch butterfly) is the source of this 2117-nucleotide messenger RNA. RefSeq names its product pickpocket protein 28-like. Bases 108 to 1682 code for a protein of 524 amino acids. The record is from RefSeq and is a predicted model, not a curated record. Gene Ontology annotation, molecular function: ligand-gated sodium channel activity. The transcript has 14 exons. NCBI's taxonomy places the organism in Eukaryota, Metazoa, Arthropoda, Insecta, Lepidoptera, Nymphalidae. Gene Ontology annotation, biological process: sodium ion transmembrane transport. Gene Ontology annotation, cellular component: membrane.
CAGCUCUCACUUGCGAUGAACGAUGGUCAGCAAUAUCAAAAUGAACAAUACAAAAUCUGUCUUAAAUAAGCAAAACUACUGGACAACGCAAUCAACUUACCCAUGGUAUGACUGGAACACAAACAAACAGACCGGCCGCAGUAAGAGCGAGGUCACAAAAACCAGCACGUCAGUUGAGCUACUUCGAAAGCUUCGUCCAAGAUUUUCGUCAGUAUUUGCUUACUUCUACUCUUCAUGGACUUCGUUACGUCGGUGAGAAAAAACUAACCUGGUUUGAAAGAUUCUUCUGGCUAGCCGCAUUCUGUAGUGCCAUCGUUUGUGCUUCAUUCUUUAUCUUAAACGUAUACGCAAAAUGGAAAUUGUCUCCAAUGAUAGUCAGCAUAAAUCCUGAAAAUAUACAAUUGAAUAAACUUCCGUUUCCUGCGAUUACCAUUUGUAACGUAAACCAAGCGAAGAAAUCUGUAGCUGAACGGUACAAAAACGACGGGGGAUUGAUAGAUAAAAAGUUGUUAGAAAGUUUGUGCCUGUCGAAACCGGAUGCAGAUAUUUUCGAAAACGAAUUAUCUGAAAAAGCUGACUGGGAACAUACGCGGUCCUUCCUUAUAAACAUAACUCAACCAUGCAACGAGAUGUUGGCGAUGUGUAUUUGGGACUCCAUCAGAAUGAGCUGCCAGGACUUAUUCAACGCUCAACUUACCGACGAAGGUCUGUGCUGCACGUUCAACGUUGUUCACAGGGAGAAAAUGUUCAGGAAUCCGAGAGAGUUAAACGAUAUGAACAUUACUUUUCCAAACCCAUCCGUGGAAUGGACACCGGAAAGCGGUUUUCCUGAUGAUGCUCCCCCAGACGGAUUUCCCUGGAGGCCUCAAGGAAUUGGCACCGACCACGGUUUAACACUACUACUUGAUGCUAAUGUGGCUGAAUAUUACUGUUCUUCAACAAAAACGACUGGGUUUAAGGUCCUUUUACACAAUCCGAUUGAAACUCCCAACAUAGCAAAAUUAGGAGAGGUUUAUGGGCCGGGCAUUGAAGUGAGAGUUGCCAUCGAACCAAAAAUUCUGGAUGCAAAUCCAUCAUUGAAACAUAUUGAUAUCAACAAAAGGCUUUGCUUAUUCUCCAGUGAAAAAGAAUUAUUUUUCUAUAGAACAUACUCGUUAAGAAAUUGCGAAAUGGAAUGUGAGGCUCGCGCAAUGUUGGAUGUUUGUAAAUGUGUCUUGUACUAUAUGCCCAAAAACAAAACUACACGAGUAUGUGGAACGGAAGAUGCUAAAUGCUACAGCGAUAUGAGAAAAUAUGUUCUUAACGGACGUACCCAUAAUUGUGACGAGUGUCUACCAGCUUGUACUGAAAUCUCAUACACAGAGCGCCCAAGCUCAGCUCCACUCAACAAAGAACUAAUAAAAAACUACAUCAACUCCUUAAACCUCGCGACAAACCGAUCUCCAGAAUAUUUCAUAAGUAACAUGUUAAUCGUACAUUUUUAUUUCGAAAACAAUUCGUUUAUGAGAUUUACGAAAGAAGAAGUCUUUGGGCUAACAGAGUUUUUAUCAAAUACCGGUGGUUUACUCGGGCUGUGCUUGGGCUUCAGCAUGAUGAGCCUCGUCGAACUCCUGUACUACUUGACACUACGAGCACUCUGUGUGGCUCGGAAGAAUAAAACUGUUACACCUUUUGUGAGAUAGAUAACAAUAAAUUAAUGAAAUAGAAAUAUAUAAAAUUUGUGUUGAUGCUUUUUUUAGUUUUUAAUCGCUUUUGUAUUAAUGUAAAUGAAUUAAAAUUUAAAAAAAAUAAGAAACUUUGACAUCUUCUUAAAAUAUUAGAGGCAAAAGGUGUGAUGACUUCAACUAUGGUUACCUACUGAUAAUUAUUCGAAAAUGGAAACGAUAAAGACCUUAUCGGAAUGAAUGAAGUAUCUUAUUCGACUGCAAAUUUUGUCACACAAAAUACUUAAGGCCAUUAAUCUUCAGUAAACCAGCCCAAAUAACGGUUACGCCAGAGGAUAUUUAUCGAAUAUAAAAUGGUAACAGAGGUUAUCUAGCCUUGCAGCCUGAAAGAAUACUCGUAACAAGAAUACAAUUUGGUUUUCAGCUUCUUAAAAUAAAGAAAUAUCAAAAUUA